AAUCUUCACACAUUGACAGAUCUGUGUUCAUCAAUGAUAGUGAACUCAAUAUUGAAUUAUUGAUUGAGAACCUGAAGAACAUGAUAAUGAAGAAAUUGUUCAUGUCAUGUGUGACUGAGUCUUUCACAUUCUUCUCUGCCUCUUCUGUUUCUUUCUCUGCUGCUCUCUCUCAAUCUUCUACACCUGUUCCUGUGUCUGGUUCUCCCGCUCCUGCUAUCUCUGUUCCUGCAACUCUCACUUCUGCCACUCCUGGUUUUACCACCUCUGCUUUUGUUAUCAGCUCUUCCCGUUUCAAGAAGAUGUUGUGUAGACUUAAUGAAUCACAUCUCUCAUUCUUAGUUGCUCCAGUGCUAGAGGUCAUUUUAAUCAAAGAUGACAACAUCACUGAGACUACUCUCUCUCAUUCUCAAGCUUCUCUCAUCACUUCUUCUUCCUUCUCUGCAGAGAAGGUCAUGCACACACUGAAUUAUAAGUAUUCAGCCCUGA
Messenger RNA from Blastomyces dermatitidis ER-3, 486 nucleotides. RefSeq lists its product as uncharacterized. The transcript is spliced from 2 exons. The annotation marks the transcript as partial. Lineage: Eukaryota; Fungi; Ascomycota; Eurotiomycetes; Onygenales; Ajellomycetaceae. The record is from RefSeq and is a predicted model, not a curated record.